UGUUAACUUAAGGUAGGUCUGUUUUAAACUAAAAUGCCACCAAAAAAGAAAGGCAAAGGUAAAGGAAAGAAGGCUGCGGAAGAGAAACCUGAAACAUCUCAACCAACAGAUGAAGGUUUGGGUCCAUCGGACCGUGAAGUUUUACUUCAAAAAGAAUGUGAUGGAUUGACUUCUGAUCUUAGUCGAUUAAAGCAAGAGGUUGAUGAACUGAGAAAAGAAAAUGAAUUUCUACAAGAAGAAGCUCAACAAACAAGGAUAGAAAGUCAUGAGUACAUGUCAUAUAUGGCCAAGAAAACUCACAAGCGUCAAACUACAAUAAUAUCACUCAGCGAUCAAAACGAAAGAGAACUCGACAAAAUAAACCGACAGAAAGAAUUAAUGCUGGCUGAUUAUGAAGAGAAAAAAACUGCACUUAAAACUUCAUUACUUGAGAAAGAAAACUUGCUGGCAAAAGCAAAUAAAGAGUUUCAAGAUCUUGCUGAGUACAGAGAGCUAAGGGAAGAACAAUUAAAGAAAAUAAAACAACUUGAACGUGAAGUUUUACGGAUGCGUGGAAAACACUCGGAUACAAUUCAACAACUGAAGUCACAAUUUCUUCAAGAAAAAGCUGAAUACACGGACGAAUCAGAGGAAAAAAUACAGGAGCUUGCAAAGGAAGCUAAUAAAAAAGCUGUUCUUUGUCUCGCUGAACACGCAGACAGUAUCAAGCAAGAAAACCGAACGUUGAGAGCAGAAUUGCUUGAACUUAUUAAAAAAAGUAGAAUAUUGAACCAACAUAAAAAAAAACUGGAAGAUCAGAAACAUGAAUUACUUCGAGAAAAACAAUACAGUGAAGACAUCAGGCGAUUACGAGGUGUGCGGCAGACGAAAGUGAUGAAGCAGUUAGAAGAUGCUGUAAAUAGAGAGUUUUCUUGAAGUUUGUUCUGCCGUGUGCAAAUACCUUUUACAUUUUUCUUGUAUGUUGUGAUUUUAAUAAAUGUUAAAUCGAAAUCGGA
Molecule: messenger RNA, 995 nt
Organism: Ciona intestinalis (vase tunicate)
Lineage: Eukaryota; Metazoa; Chordata; Ascidiacea; Phlebobranchia; Cionidae
Source: RefSeq, a predicted model, not a curated record